This is a messenger RNA of Theobroma cacao (cacao), 1698 nucleotides long. The record is from RefSeq and is a predicted model, not a curated record. Lineage: Eukaryota; Viridiplantae; Streptophyta; Magnoliopsida; Malvales; Malvaceae.
AUGCAAAACUUGUCAAAUCUCAAAGGUCAGCUUUAUAUUUCUGAGUUGCAUGAUGUGGAUGAAGCUCAAUAUGCAUGGGAAGCUAAGCUAUCUAGUAAGCUUGACCUAGAGAACUUAGAAUUAAAGUGGAGUAAAGAUUUCAAUAUAAAUUUAAGAAGGAAAGAAGUUGAGAAAGAAGUGUUGAAUUUAGAUCAACCUCAUAAAGAUAUUAAAGAACUUGCCAUCAAUUAUUAUGCUAGAAUAGAAUUCCCAGAUUGGGUGGAAGAUGAUUCAUUCAAAAAUCUACAAGUUUUAAGACAUGAAGAUAGUCACAAUUGCACAUUGUUACCAGCAGUUGGAAAAUUACCACUUUUAAAACAUCUCUAUGCCAAGGGGAUGAGAAGUGUGAUUAGUGUUGGUAAUGAGUUUCAUGGAGUGAAUGGGCCAAAUGUAUUUCCAUCUUUAGAGACCUUGCAUUUUGAAAAUAUGUUUGAAUGGAAAGAGUGGAAACUUUGUGAAGUUGAUGAACAAGAGAAACUUGUAAUUCAUAGGUGCCAAGAAUUGGUAGUUUCAAUUUCAAAUCUUCCAAUGCUAUGCGAACUUGAAAUUGAUGGAUGCAAAGAAGUAGUAUUUGAGAGUUAUGAUGAUAUUUGGACUUUGUACAUUGGCAAUUGUGAGAAUUUGCGAUGUUUACUGGAUAACAAAGAGAAUAUCAAUUUCAGAAGCACAUCUAUUCUUCAAUCUCUUGACAUUGGAUAUUGUGAAGCUCUAAAAUCAUUAUCAUCGAGUGAAGCUCUGCCCAACCUCCACCAUCUUCAAUGUUUGACCAUAAGGAAUUGUCAAAGGGUGCAAUAUUCCUUCGGAGAAAGGGGUUUCCCUACCAACCUAACUUCCCCUUCAGUCGAUGAUCCCAAUAUUAGUAAGGCAGUAAUGGAGUGGGGAUCGCAUAGACCUAAAUCACUUACAAAACUCAAUAUUAGUGGUAGUAAUUGUACAGAUGUAGUGUCGUUUCCUCAAGAGGAGAUAGGAAUGAAGUUGCCCCCUUCUCUCACCAAUCUUAUUAUAAGAGAUUUCAAAAAUCUAAGAAAGCUAUCCUCCAAUGGCUUUCAAAACCUCACCUCUCUUCAAUCUUUGUGGAUCGACAAUUGCCCAAAGCUCAGAUCCAUUCCCAGAAAGGAAAUGCUUCCUUCGCUUUUGCAACUAAGUAUUACGGUUUGUCCGAUGCUAAAGAAAAGUUUUGUAAAUGGGACAAAUCUAUGUCCUCCCAAGGAAAAGACUAUUGACGGUAAAACAGUCCCAAAUCCUAACAACCUUUUUUGGCACCGUCAAGAUCAACUCCUAAAAAUAGGAAUCAUGACCUCUGAGCACAUCAUUCCAAUGAUAAGCUCUGCUAAAACAUUCAAAGACGUUUGGGAUCAUCUCUCUACUGCACUAGCAAGUGCCUCAACCUCUCGCACCAUGGGCCUCACGGAUCAAUUAGCCAACAUCACCAAAGGAACCAUGACGGUCUCAGAAUAUAUUGGAAAAAUUCGCUCAAUAGUUGAUGAACUCGCCCUUGCUAGAUCCGUUGUUCCUAACACUAACUUGAUCCUCCAUGUUUUAAAUGGAGUGGGAUCUGAAUACAAAGAAAUAGCUGCUACUGUUCAAGCUCGUAACACACCAAUCAGUCUUAAAGAACUUCAUGAUAAACUUAUUGAAUAUGAGUUCUUUCUUGCAUGA